Cyprinus carpio (common carp) is the source of this 4070-nucleotide messenger RNA. Its product is annotated as vacuolar protein sorting-associated protein 13B-like. Bases 162 to 4070 code for a protein of 1302 amino acids. The record is from RefSeq and is a predicted model, not a curated record. Lineage: Eukaryota; Metazoa; Chordata; Actinopteri; Cypriniformes; Cyprinidae. The transcript has 26 exons.
UGCCAUGACGCGCGCGCACACGUCCGCUUCGCGUCAGCCCUGUGCCGGAAGUGACGUGUCGACGCUGAGGCGUUGUGUAUGCGGAAGUGAUGGACGCGGCUUGUGUUUGUGUUCCUGCCGGAGUCUGAAGCGUCGCUGAAGCUGCGUGACGGGAUGUCAGGAUGCUGGAGUCCUAUGUUUCUCCUCUCUUGAUGAGUUAUGUGAACCGCUACAUAAAGAACCUGAAGCCGUCGGACCUGCAGCUGUCACUAUGGGGCGGCGACGUGGUUCUGAGCAAACUGGACCUGAGACUGGACGUGCUGGAGCAGGAGCUCAAGCUGCCCUUCACCUUCCUGAGCGGCCACAUCCACGAGCUGCGCAUCCACGUGCCCUGGACCAAACUGAGCUCGGAGCCCGUGGUCAUCACCAUCAACACCAUGGAGUGCAUCCUCAAGCUCCGGGACGGAGCCACGGAAGAUAAUGAAAGCUGUACGUCGAGUUCGACCAAUCGCAGCACCUCUGAGAGCUCUAAGGCCGCGUCUAAACCUCGACGGGUGCAGCAGGCCCCCAGCGACCCUGACCUGCCCCCAGGGUACGUGCAGAGCCUGAUUCGGCGAGUGGUGAAUAACGUCAAUAUCGUGGUCAAUAAUCUGAUUCUGAAGUAUGUGGAAGAUGACAUCGUGCUGUCGGUCAACAUCACGUCUGCGGAGUGCUACACGGUGGACGAUCUGUGGGACCGAGCCUUCAUGGACAUCGUCGCUCCUGAACUGGUCCUGAGGAAGGUGAUCAAUUUUUCCGACUGCACCGUGUGUUUGGAUAAGCGCAAUGCCAGCGGGAAGAUCGAGUUUUAUCAGGACCCGCUGCUCUACAAAUGCUCCUUCAGAACUCGUCUUCAUUUCACCUACGACAACAUCAACGCCAAAAUCCCUGCCGUCAUUAAAGUUCACACGAUGGUGGAGAGUCUGAAGCUCUCUCUGACGGACCAGCAGCUUCACAUAUCCAUCCGUCUCACUGAACUACGGAUAGAUCUGCAUCAUCGAGACGCAGAGAAGGAGGAGAGCGGCUCGCUUCGAGAAAGUGUCUCCGGUCUGAUGGACGCGUCCGAUCCGGCUCUCACGGGUCAGUACUUCCAGGGCGAGGAUGAGGAUCAAGGCUGGAUGUCGUGGGCCUGGUCCUUCGUCCCGGCCAUCGUGAGCACCGGAGAGGAGGAGGGCGAGGGCGAGUCUGGCCUCUACACGGACACACCGGAGUCUGGAGCCGCCCGCCCCCCGCAGAGCUCACCCAGAGACCCCAUAGUGUCUGUCGGCUUCUACUGCACCAAAGCCUCCGUCACAUUCAAGCUGACAGAGAGCUGCUCUGAGAGCAGUUACUACAGUCCUCAGAAGCUGAAGUCUCGUGAGGUCCUCAGUGUGGAGCAGGAGGGGAUCACGGUGGAGGCGCUGAUGAUGGGAGAGCCCUUCUUCGACUGUCAGGUUGGAGUCGUGGGCUGCCGUGCUGUGUGUCUGAAGGGCAUCAUGGGGGUUCGAGAUUUUGAAGAGAACAUGAACAGAAGAGAGGAGGAUGCCGUGUUCUUCCGCUGCGGUGACACGCUGAGUGUGAAGGGCAUGACGUAUCUGACCAACUCGCUCUUCGACUACCGCAGCCAACAAAACAACCCAAUCAGAACACAAACCAUACUGAAACCUAAACAUGCUACGAUUACAGACUACCUGGAGACGUACACGGAGAACGCAGGCCUGCAGCGCUACGGUGCUUUCUACAUGGAUUAUCUGUACACGAUGGAGAACAGCAGCAGAGUUUGCGUGGGGCUGCAGGAUUUUCCUGCGCUGCGUAAAGACGAGCCGCCGCUGGUGCAGGAGACGUCGGUGAAGAGGAUCGCGGUCGGUCCGUUAGAUGUGCAGCUCCACAGCAGUGCUGUCCACCGCAUCCUGAAGAUGGCCGCUUGCACACUGGACCACGAGUACCAGCCCUACUGCAGACCGCAGCCGGAUGUAGUGGAGGAGUGUGUGUCUGUGCUGCCGGAGCAGGUGUCAGCGCUGGAGGAGUUUAUUCCCAGCCGUCAGACGAGCGUGACGCUGAUGAGAGCCACAGUCACUGUCCCAGCCGCAGAAUACAACCUCCUGCACCUCUUACUUCCUGUUCUGCUGGGACACAAGGUCUCGGCUGCGCAGACGUCUGUCCCUCAGUUCCAGCUGCUGCGUCCUCUGCCUGCACUGCAGCUGCAGUUUGAGCGCAUCACGUUUGAGCAUUCAGUGCCAAUGUAUGAACAGGAAGUGACCCGUGCAGCCAGCAGCCUGAACCAGCCCUCAGACACACUCCUGCACCACUGCUACACACACUGCUACCUGAAGGUCUUUGAGCUUCAGGCUGGUCUGACUGUAAUCGACUCAGAGGGGGUGUUUCAGACGCUCAUUCCCAUAAUUCCUUCUUUCAGUACUGCUCUCUAUGGGAAGCAGCUCCGUUUGCCUGCAUACUGGGGGAGGAAGCCUUCAGUCCCGGUGUGUGAGUGUGUGUUCGAGCUCCCGCAGGUGUGUGUGCAGGCGACGCGAGCGCAGGUGCUGCUGCUGCAGUGCAUGUAUCACAGCUGGACACACAGUGUGGGAGGCGGAGCCUGCAGCAGCAUCAGCGACAGCCUCAUAAGCCACGCCUACAAAACUCCAGGUGUGAAGCCGGUGUGUAGCGCUCCCGUGCUGGAGGUGUGUGUUCAGCGUGUGGAGCUGAAGGUGUGUGUGCGGCCGGCGCUGCUGUGUGUCUCUGGGACUCUGGGAGCCAUGAAAGUGUGUGCUAGAACGCCGGGUGUGUGUGAGGGGCAGAAGGAUCAGCUGGUUCCUCUGGUUCAGGGUCCGUCGGACACCACAGAUCUUCACACGAGCCGCUGGUUGAGCGGGAGCCGUAAGCCGGCGUCUCUCCUGUCUCCUGAUCUCCUGCAGAUCUCACUGCAGCUCCCGCAGCAGGAGCACGUGCACAGCCCCGGUGCAGUGCUGUUGGUGAGCGUUCAGGGCAUCGCUGUCAGUGUGGAUCCGGUUCUGUCCUCCUGGCUGCUGUUCCAACCUCAGAGAACCAGCGGCAACAGACAGACUCCACAGGUUUCCAUGGUGAUGAAGAAGAGGAGGGAGGACGAAGCAUCUGUUGGCAGCACACCACUAACCAAACAGCCCAGUAAUCAGGCAUCAGACUACACUAGCAGUCCUGUGAAGACCAAGACUGUGACAGAGUCGAGGCCUCUCUCUGUUCCAGUGAAGGUUUUUCCAUCAUCUGAAGAAUGUCAUUUGAGUCCAGAGGAGCACAUGAAGAACUUGAUAACACACACCUGGAACGCUGUCAAACACCUCACGCUACAGGUGGAUCUGCAGUCGUGCUGUGUGUUCAUGCCGUCCGACAGCCUCCCGUCUCCCAGCACGCUGGUGUGCGGCGACAUCCCGGGCACUGUGCGCAGCUGGUAUCACAGUCAGGCAUGUAUGCCGGGGACGCUGGUACUCUGUCUGCCGCAGAUCAGCGUGUUGAGCGCAGGACACCGGCGCAUGGAGCCACUGCAGGACGUCCCGUUCACUGUGCCCAGACCCGUGCUGGAGGAGGGCGACGCGUUCCCGUGGACGGUGUGUGUGAGUCGGCUGAGCGUGUACUCUCUUCUGGGACAGCAGCGGUCUCUCAGCGUGCUCGAGCCGGUGGGCUGCACCUCCACGCUGGCGCUCACUGCUCCCAAACUGCAGCCCGACAGCAAAGACACCUUCAUCAUGUGUCUGCAUGUGGACCUGCAGCCGGUGCAGCUGAAAUGCUCCAACCCUCAGGUCCAGCUGGUGUAUGGUUUGUGGUGUCGAUGGAGUCAGAUCUUCAGUGUGUUUGACCAGAUGCAGAGCAGAGGAGCUCAGAGAGCGUCAGCCGGAUUCCCAGAGUCCUCGGACCCCCCCGCUGGACCCUCGUCACCCGUCCACAGCAGUGUGGGCACCAUCCCACCGGACACCAGCACCUACAGCCCGUCAGCUGACCUGGGCUCUCCUACAGAGGGGGAUUCGGCGCACACAGAGGAGCCAGCGGCCGGUGAGACCAUGACUCUGGAGCAGAAGACCUGCAGCAUCAGCUGUCCCUCUUAG